This is a messenger RNA of Amoebophrya sp. A25, 4399 nucleotides long. The record is from the annotation of a GenBank genome assembly. NCBI's taxonomy places the organism in Eukaryota, Dinophyceae, Syndiniales, Amoebophryaceae.
AGAAAAAACUAGAAAUACAUUUUCAACUUCAACUACUUGAAACCGAACGAAGAUUUAACGUGUAGAAGUAAGCACAGCGUCUUACGUACAUUUGUAGUUGUUUCACAAACUGGUCAAGACUAGAUAGCUAUUGAAGUAGAUUGCCAUUGACUUUUGAUAGAACAACCAAAAAAUUGAUAGACGUCAAAAAAAAUGAGGUCUUUUUUUGGGUCGUCUGUAGUUCUUCUUGGCAUGUCGGCUUGGACCGGCAUGCAACAUCAUGUUGUGAUAGCAGCAUCGCAUGCAGCUUCGGCUUCUUCGUCGAAUCAUCUUCGUCGUCGCGGUGGUCAGCAACCAGGAGCAGAGCAACAAGAGGCAACUCCAACAAAUCCGAUGGACACGAGUGGCUCCACGACUCGGACUCCGCCAGUUUUGACAAGGGGCGCCACGAAUUCAACAGGGGCUCCCGAACAACAGCGGAUGACGGAGGAGCACGAGCUGGCAUUACUCCCUGGGCAACAACAAGAUGAACAGUACUAUGGCUCUCAAGUAUAGUAAUUGCGGUAAUUUCUUUUUUCUUCAAAUUAAGUCUGAACAUGCGUCGAUCCUCUGAUCUCCUGCGUUCCUUUAGAAAAUUCUAAUCCUUCGAGUAUCUUCAUUCUGGAAGGAAUGAGAGAUAAGCGAUGCUCAUUCCUUGCCUAAUGGACUAUUAUAGUAGAUACAAAUUAUACAUAGGGUAGUUUAGGUAAGUCAGUGAAAUAAGUACAAGUAAGUCAGUGAAAAUAGAGAAGUAACAGUAUUACGUAAAUGAAUCGGCAAAAUAAAAGUGGAAACCGAAGAUGGCUCAUGUUCUAACGCGAUAUGGGAGAACCGACUGGAGACGUCGGAACGAGGGAUGAAGAAGAAUCCCAGGCGAAGACAAGACCAAGCGCCCCUUUUUUAGGGAAAGAGCGUAGCAAGGAAGAAAAGGAAGCCGGAAUUGCCACUUAUCCAGAGAGUUUUGUUCGUGCAUGUGGCACAGAAGAAGGAACAAGUUGUAACCCGCUCUGCACUGGCGUCGGAUCUUUCUGUGAAGGUGGGUGCGUGGCUCUCCUGGCCGCUCAGGAAGGCUGUCGGGUGUGCUGCGAGCUCUUUGGGGGAUGGCUCGACCCAUCUUCAACGGCAGCAAACCCAAAGGAGAUGCCUCGACUGGGUCCCUUUUGCAUGGACCAGAUUGCCAAUUGGAAAGCCUUGUAUAACAGUGCUGCUAUUAAGGCUUUCUUCCCAAAUAAUUUUAAUUGCUCUUAUUUGUAUGGGGAUGAAGGUCUAUGUCUAAUGCUAUCGAAUGGGGAUUGAAUAAAUCGAAUGGGGAUGAAGGUCUAAAUGUCUAAUGCGGUGCUUUGUAAGUAGGUUUUAACAAGGGGAAAAGGAAAUACAAACAUGGUCAAGAAAGAUGCGAGAUGUCUUCACUUACUUGGGGAUGAAGGUCUAUGUCUCUGUCUGUCAUCCAAUGGCCAAUGGGACACGACAGAUAGCAUUAGACAAAGACCUUCAUCCCCAUUCGACUUAUUUGGGGAUGAAGGCCAAAUCGAAUGGGGAUGAAGGUCUAUGUCUAAUGCUAUCUGUCGUGCACCUCAUGACGAAAUGGAACGCUGGAAGAAGGAGAAGUUUUUUGGAAACGACGUUCAAAAAAUGCUUCCAUUCAUGACAUCAGAGGCAAUUCAGCGUCGUCAUACGUGUGCCGCGUGCGCACAAGCUUCUUUUAAGGGUAGUAGGCAAUCACUAUCUCAUAAGAAAUGAUAUGGACAACUGACUCUCCUGAGUGAGUUCCCCUCUUGAGGAGCGAGAGGGACGAACUUAAUACGGGGAACAACUUCUACGGAGGUUCCCUUAAUACGGGGAGGCACUCUAUUCAAGUUCAAGCACGGAUAGUGAUUGACCGUGGCUUUAAUUCGUGCGCAGCUGAGACGUGUGCUUGUGCUGGAGCACAGUGCGGCACCAGUUGGUUGUGCUCGACUUUGCUAGGGCAUUACAUAUCGAACGAGAUCACAGAAGCUUGUGGCAAACAGCUAUUUCUUGUUGGCUGCUGCGGAGAAUUGGUAACGUCGUGCUUAUUUUCUCCUCCGUGCGUACUCGCUCUUGGUGUAACAUAUUGCCGCGCCAUUUGCUGUCCACCACACUUAUGAAGAACAUCUUCCUAUAAUUAUGAACUGCUAACAAACUAAUGGUUGUUCCUUAUGAAGAACAUCUUCCUAUCAUGUCAAGGUCGUGUCCCUCCUCUACUUGAUCAUCAGAAACAUAGUACAUGAUCGCCAUCGUCUUGAAAGCGAUUGUGAUCAAACAAAAGUUUGAAGGUGAGACCGUUCUAAUAAAGGAAAAUUGGGCUACGUCCCGUCUUGAACCGGAGUUCUCCAUGUGGAAAGAGGAGAUGCCUGGAAGACCGCACCAAAUCCACGAUGGUUACGGCUCAGUGACCGCCACCUGCUGCGAUCACGGGCUGGAUUGUCUUUUUUUAUGUCAAGUACCUACAGGAAAACUUCAGCUCGAAUGAAAAUUGCGCCGGGUAGUACUACCGUAGAGGCUCCUUCGGCUUGAGUGGACAGUUGUAUAAGACACCAACAACAAAAAUAGACAUCAGGGAUGAAGAGACCCCAUGACUACAUGAUGACGCUCGAAAGGACUUUUUAUUCUUCGGAGGUCCUCUCCAAGUGCAACUUCUUCGCGUUCUUCUACUUUUUUCAGAGAGAUCAGCGAUACAACAACAAAGCGUUAUAAAAAGUGAGCGGGUCAAUCAUCUCGGUUCCAACAAUAUUGCGCGAAUAUUCUACUUUGUCUUCAUGCGAGUACUUAUAUAUUCUAUUUCAUCUAAUGUGCUGUAAAAGCCUGAGCGCGCAGAAAGACUCCAUCUCGAUGGAGGACAUUGACAAACCAUGGAUUCAGGAGCACUACGCUGCGUUACACCAACGACAUGCCGCAGACGCGCAUCACGCUUUCCGUGUACCGGGAAUAUUAAGAAAGCUGCCAGUUGUUCUUGAUGAGAUGAAAACUCAGUAGUUGUAUGAAACCAAAAUCUGUUAUCAUUAUCGUACUUUUCUACUUCAGAGUUCAGAAACUUGAUAAUGAUAACAGAUUUUCUUUUCAUAAGUUGAUGAGAUGAAAAUUCAGUCAGAAUUCUUUCUUUUUUACUGCUGCAGCUGUGUUGAUGUUGUAAACUGUUGUAACUACUCAGCAGGGUACUAUGAAGAAGAUCACAACUACAACUUGAGUAGACUAGAAACAAUAUGCAAGAGCAGUUUUUUUCUUAAUGUGAACAAGUAGGUACAACUACAAAAACCUAGUACUUAAUAUAGAACUAAUUAUAGGAUUUGGAGGAUCCAUAGCCCUAUGAUCUAAGAGGCGGUGAAAAUCUGACGCUAGAGCAGCUGCAAGCGGUAGCGCCAGAGGGAGUCUCACUUGAGCGUUUAUUCGACCUGAGUGGAGGAGAGGAUCACUCUUCUAUGCUUGGUGACUUGCUGACGCGGCAUCUCGGAGAAAAUGCACCUACCUGCUGUUUUAUUCUGGGACGACCCAGUAUUGAGCAGGCAAAGGAGUAUCAAGGCGCUGCCAGGGAGAAGAUGCUGAAGGACUUGGCGGAGAGGAGAGAAAGAACAAGGUUACGUUGUCGGGUCGUGCAGAACCACUGACUAGAAUUCAUCAUACAUCAUGCCAUAUUUUUUUAUAAAAAAUCGAAAUGUUCUUCUAAUUCUUCGGGGUGUGGAAGAGCAGCGGGCACGGGCACGACCCGAGGACGCUGCGCAGGAGCAAAGAGGUGCUGGCGCACCUCUACUCGCACUGCGAAACGGCGCGAAUUAGCGUUGAUGAAGUAGAUGCUCCAACUUGACUGAAGGUGACAUUUAAAUUCCAAAAGGCAGUGUUGCAGAAGGAGGCAGUCCUUUUUUUUUUUGGAUGGUGAUGCUGGGCAGUCUCACGCUUGAUGAUGGUGAUGCGGGGAGGCAGUCUUUAAUGAUGGUGAUGAGUGUUUCACCAGAAGGAAGUCUUUUUGAUUGAUCCUGGGCAUGCUGGGUACUACGAAAUAUCAUGACUACAUUUCUAUUCGACAAGAAAGCGUAGAAGUCACUUUCUAUCAUCGACGACAGAAGAGGAGGACAACUAUAAUUGAACUUCUAUAAUAAAUAUGUCGAAGAUUCCAUAGAGAAGCUAUGGAGGGUAUUAAGAAGUUACAAGCUAAGACAACUAUGAGUUUUCCGCAGUCAUGGGUUCGUGGGAUUAGAAAUUCACUGACAAAUCUAGAGAAGAAUGAAGCCGCAAGCUGCGUCGAGACAAGAAAUAUGACUCACAAGCCCAAUAUGCACAAUGGUUUGCUUCGUGAUUUGAUGGCUAUAUGAUCUGCUCCGAGGGGUGCACUGCGUAGUUUGCUUGAAAAUGAAUUUGAAGGAUCGGC